Molecule: messenger RNA, 1390 nt
Organism: Ruditapes philippinarum (Manila clam)
Lineage: Eukaryota; Metazoa; Mollusca; Bivalvia; Venerida; Veneridae
Exons: 5
Coding region: 439-1314 (291 amino acids)
Source: RefSeq, a predicted model, not a curated record
GUACAUUCAUAUCUGAUGAAUCCAUAAUCAAUUAUGCAAAUAACAUCAUUUUAUUUACUGCAGAUAUACGCUCAUGCUUGGUAACUUAAUUUACAAAAUAGAUAUCUAAAUGUUUCGCGCGAUUACCUAGUUUUUAUAUCAUUCUAAUUCAUAUGGUUAAUCCAUUGGGUUUUCCCGUGCACCUGAUGAUUUGUUUUGUACCGUAUAUCUAAAUAAAUGUACUAUUUAUCGGUUUAUGAUUUCAUAGGCGACAAGUGUGAGCUGCAAAUUUGAGUCUAGGAAAAUAAUAUAAGAAAUUUAAUCUAAUAUGGCUGUGCAAAGAAAUAUUUAAAAUUGAAAAGAGAACAACACAAACUGGCCAAAUAAGAGAUGAACGUUUUAAGAUUGAACACAGAUAACAAGAUUGGUCGGACAAACCAUUGAUUUUGCUGUUGAAGAAUGUAUCUUAAAAUCAUCAUACGUAAUACUUUUUUGGUGAUUGUCAGUGUUUCUUUAGUAAAUAGUCAAUCACUUGAUCUACCAGCUGAAAGAUUUCUGUGUGGUCCAUUAAAUCUGACGUGUUAUCGAUGGGGUUACACUGCAUGUGUAAAACCGGACGGAGAAUAUUAUUGUCUGCCAUGUGACCAGGAAUAUGUUUCUAAAUUAUGCGGAACAAAAGACCAGCUGCAAGGUUGCAACCUCUACUGCACUGCAAAGAGUUUGGAUGAAGAAAGAGCAAAAAUGCGUCAUCUGUGUUCAAAGGAAAAGGAAGAUAUGCAAAACAAUUUCACAGCAAUUUUGACGGAAGAGAGAGCAGAGGAAAACCUUCCACAGAACCAGUCGCAGCAGCAUGAAAAGGACAUGGAAAUGUGCACGAAGAAGAACAGAUUACUGGAAAUUGAAAUUGCUAAAAGAAAUUAUUCAUCAAUCAUAUUAAAUUGGUCAGCUUUAUUUGUUUUAAUAUUGUCAUUUGGAUGUGUGAUCGUCUGGUUUUGUUGUCUUGUGAAACGAAACCAAAACAGGGUAGAUCUGGAUUCAACUGAAAAGCAAACCCUAAUAGAUAUUCAAAUAAAUAGAAUCCGCAAUGGAAUACCAGAAGACAGUAAGAUCUUGGACGAGACAAAUUCGGCUUUUGUGGAUAGAUGGACACAAACAGACGACAGUGAAGACCACAAAAUGGCAGAUCAAAAAACCCAAGUAGGAAGCAUUACAUGCUCGGGAAGUGGCUGCCAAGGCAAAGAUUUGUUACAAAAUGUCCCACCAACAAAUGACAGAAAAGGUCGUGAUAAAAUGGCUAUACAAAGUCAUGAUCUUGAUGUUCCCGUCGGAGAUUAGUUCAUAUACAUAAUGUCUCUGUCUUAUUUAUAGUCUGUAAUUGUUGAUUUUUUUUAAAAUAUAUUUAUGUGUAUUA